AUGGCUUUUUGCCUUUGCUCUUUGCAAGAAGUUACCAUCCCCUCUUUUCUUUCUUGCUUUCUUUAAUCCUUCCCUUGCUUUUCCUUUUUACUUUGUUUUUUUUCCCCUCUCACUUCAGAAUCUUACUUUAUUCUCCCUCGAACUCAACCCUCUAAAAAGACCACUAUCCUCCUCACAUCUUGAUCCUCAUUGUGUUCAUAAACAAACAACUCUUCCCUUUCUCUCUAUUCCACCUCUUGUGUUUCAAACCUAGAAAGGAAUAGGUCACUCUUUUUCUAGCUUCUUUUUAAGCUAUUUGUAGUUUGAGAAUUAUAUAAUUAUAAUUCUCUUAAUUUGGUGUCAUAGUUUGUGAAUCUUGAAUCUUGAAAAUCUAGACAAAAUGAUGUCCUCACCUUCAGAAUUAAGCCUUGAAUGCAAACCCCAUCAAAGCUAUUCUAUGCUUCUAAAAUCCUUUGGAGAGAAAAUUGACCAAACACAAAAUUUAGAAGAAUUUGUUGCUCGACUUGAAGAAGAAAGGGUUAAGAUUGAUGCUUUCAAACGUGAACUUCCCCUUUGCAUGCAACUUUUAACCAAUGCUAUGGAAGCUUCAAGACAACAACUUCAAUCCUAUAGAGAAAAUCAAGGGCGAAAACCAGUACUUGAAGAAUUUAUUCCACUUAAGAAUAAUAAUGCAAGUGGUGAAGGAGAUGAAAAGAAUAUAUCAAACACAACUGAUCAUAAUAAGGCAAAUUGGAUGACUUCUGCACAAUUAUGGAGUCCAGGAAGUGAAGAAAUUAAAGAAAAAUCCACACUAACAUCUUUUAAAGAAACUACUGAUAUGGGUAUUUCAAAACUAGCCUUAGACAACAAUUUUUCUAGCCCAACUCUAGCUCUUGCUUCAACUAAACAAAGUAUUGGAAUAGUGGAAGAUAACAAGAAUUUGGAAACAGUGAAUAAUUAUUCAGGAAAAGAUAAUUCAAUAUUAGAGCAAGGAAAAGGAGCUUCUACUAUCAAUCUGCAGCCAGAUUCUCAAAGUACAGGAGCUGUAACCAACAGUACAAGUACUCAACAACAUAGAAAGGCAAGAAGAUGUUGGUCACCUGAUUUACACAGGCGUUUUGUUAAUGCUCUUCAGAUGUUAGGUGGUUCUCAAGUGGCCACUCCAAAACAAAUUAGAGAACUGAUGAAGGUUGAUGGUUUGACCAAUGAUGAAGUUAAAAGCCAUCUGCAGGUAUAUAUUAACCAAUUGUAACCUCACACUCAACCCCCACCCCCUAAACCAAGAAAAGCCUAACCUUGAAAAAAGUUGUAGGUAACACACUGCUGCACUGGUAAUUGUGCAUAUUCCAUACAGGCAGUACAAAUUAAAGUACUAGGACAGAAACUUAAACCAAUUAGUGUGAUCUUUUUCUUCUUCUUUUUUCUACAAAAGAUACA
Messenger RNA from Nicotiana tabacum (common tobacco), 1416 nucleotides. The record is from RefSeq and is a predicted model, not a curated record. NCBI's taxonomy places the organism in Eukaryota, Viridiplantae, Streptophyta, Magnoliopsida, Solanales, Solanaceae.